Messenger RNA from Nanorana parkeri, 1698 nucleotides. Its product is annotated as mucin-5B-like. Lineage: Eukaryota; Metazoa; Chordata; Amphibia; Anura; Dicroglossidae. The record is from RefSeq and is a predicted model, not a curated record. The transcript has 11 exons. The coding region runs from base 1 to 1698 and encodes 565 amino acids. Gene Ontology annotation, cellular component: extracellular matrix.
AUGCAUAUCACCACUCUGCUGUGCUGUACACAGAUGGAUGUUUUAAAGCCCAAAGAAAGUUGGAGCUGCAGUGCCUGGGGUAACUUCCACUUUAAGACAUUCGAUGGAGAAAUCUAUCGUUUUCCGGGAGAAUGUAACUACGUGUUUGCUUCUCAUUGUCGAAGUCACUAUGAAGACUUCAAUAUACAGAUUCAACAAUCACUGGUCAAUAAUCGAACCACCAUCUCUCAAGUAUCUUUGAACCUAAAUGAAUUGCUAAUAGAAAUCAUUGAUCAUGUUCCCAUAGUCCAUGGACAACGGUUAGAACUUCCAUAUAUUGAUAAUGGCAUCCAAAUAGAAAAAAAUGAGGAUACACUGAAGAUUGCUGUUAAAUUCAUGUUAGAUUUUUUUUUGGACGAGAAUAACGCCAUUCAUGUAUUUCAGAUCAAUUAUGAUAACAGUGAUUUUCCUCAUGUAACAUAUGAAAAGGAAGUCAUGGCUAAAGCUGGAGUCCAAAUUUGCUGGGCAUCCUCAUUCUACAUGAUUGUGCAUACCAACCUGGGCAUCUACCUGGAGGUGCAGCUCACACCAAUCAUGCAACUGUAUAUUAUUAUUGACCCAGCUUACAAGGAGAAAAUGUGUGAUGGACAUAUAGAUGUAAUGGAAACAUCCAGUAAUAUUGAAAUCCCUUACAUAACUCGAAGUAUGGGUAUAUAUUUCGUUAUUGAGACCAAUAAUGGACUUGUUUUAGUAUGGGACAAGAUGACAAGUAUUUCAAUUCAUCUAAACAGGAGCUAUCAGGGCAAGGUCUGUGGUCUUUGUGGAAACUUUGAUGGAAACAGGAAAAAUGAUUUUACUACAAGGAGUCAGUGUUUAGUAGAAGAUGUGAAAGAGUUUAGAGACAGCUGGAAAAUAUCUACAGACUGUCCAGAAGUUUACAUAUCCAAGGAACCAUGUGCUAUUCACCCGUACAGGAUGCCAUGGGCACAGAAAAAGUGCUACAUUAUUAAAAGUGAUGUGUUUGCAAGAUGCCAUGCGGAGGUCAACCCUCAAGAAUAUUAUGAGGCUUGUGUCAGAGAUACAUGUGCAUGUGACACUGGAGGAGAUUGUGAAUGUUAUUGUACAGCAGUUGCUGCUUAUGCUCAAGCAUGUAGUGAAGCCUGUGUAUGUGUAGAAUGGAGAACUGAUACUGUCUGCCCUCUGUUCUGUGAUAUAUACAACAAUGAUGGGCAAUGCCAAUGGCACUACAAGGCUUGCGGUGCUGUUUGUUUAAAAACAUGCAGAAAUCCCAGUGGCAUAUGUCAUUGGGAAAUUAAAGGAUUAGAAGGAUGCUAUCCCAAAUGUUCAAAGGAGAGGCCAUACUUUAAUGAAGAUGAAAUGCAGUGUGUGGCUGACUGUGGCUGCCUGGACAAUACAUCCAAUUAUUACAAACUUGGAGAGAAAAUUGAAUCCUGCAACAUCUGUGAAAGCUGCCGCAAGGCCUGGAACUUGAAUCCAUCAACAACCCCCCUUUACAUGAAGGUGCACUCUACUUUCCAGACCUCUGAGUCCACCUUAAUGUCUUGUAACCCCAAUGUAUGGAUGCAGGAAGUGGUGUCUCAGGGCUUCAAACUCAAGUUUAAUUCCCUGCUCCCAUCUCUUACAUCAAAUCUCCCUGUUACCCCUCAGCAAUUUGCAAUCUUUGUUCACUCUCUAGAAUUAAGGACCAAGGGUUCAUAG